Messenger RNA from Penaeus monodon (black tiger shrimp), 1432 nucleotides. RefSeq names its product leukocyte elastase inhibitor-like. Lineage: Eukaryota; Metazoa; Arthropoda; Malacostraca; Decapoda; Penaeidae. The record is from RefSeq and is a predicted model, not a curated record. The transcript has 6 exons. Gene Ontology annotation, molecular function: serine-type endopeptidase inhibitor activity. Bases 120 to 1328 code for a protein of 402 amino acids.
AACAGAGGAUGCAAGCCUUCAGUCUAGUUUAAACGAGCGUCAAGUUUGCUUCCGUUUGUCUGUGGUCACUGAUUUUUUUUUACAUCGGGUUUGCAUAGAGCAAGUAGACGUAUAGAAUCAUGAAAGUGGUCGUCGUCCUCUCGGUACUGGCCCUCUCGGCACAGACCGACGCCCAGUGUAUCACCGAAAAUGACCUGUACGUUCCCAAGACUCCACCAAAUCUCAACUCCGUCACGCCCUUCAGCACCAGGCUCUUCAAUGAAGUCCUCCCUUCGUCAGAAAACUUCUUCUUCUCGCCCUACAGCGUAUGGAUGGCCCUUGUCUUGACCUACUUCGGUUCCAAAGGCAACACGGAAAAGGAACUGCAGACGGUUCUUGCAGUGAGCGACAAGACGGAGGCGCUCGGCACGUAUAGAUCUUUGACGCGUCUGUACAGCGGAUCGAAGAGCAAGGAGUACACCAUUAACACAGCCAACAGGAUAUACGUGGACCAAAGCUUAUCCCUCAACGAAUGCUUGAAGGAAGCUCUCCCCGACGAAAUCAAGAAUAUCAAUUUUGCACAGCCUGACGAAGCCGCUGCAAAGAUGAACAACUACGUCAACCAUGCAACGCGCGGAAUGAUCCCACAGCUCGUGCAAUCGGGUGACGUCACAGAAGCAACGAUGGCGUUCGUCAAUGCUAUUUACUUCAAAGGAUUUUGGAAGAACCAGUUUAAGACUCAGGAUACCAAGAAGGAAAAAUUCUACGCUACUCCAGACGAUCACGAAUUUGUGGACAUGAUGGAGCAGACAGGCUGGUUUCGUUAUGGCGAGUCAAAGGCCCUCGAUGCCAAGGUCCUGGAGAUGCCCUAUCGAGGAGAAAGCGCCUCCAUGUACGUUUUUCUCCCGAAGGCCAACGAGACAGGGCAUGAGGUGGACGACAUGGUAAAGGGAGUCACGCCAGAGAUCCUCCAAACUGCCAUGAAGGACGAGCUAAACACCGCUAAUGUUGUAGUUCAAAUGCCCAAGUUCAAGUCGGAGUACACGCUUCGGGAUAGUUUGAAAAUGGCUCUGACCCGCAUGGGCCUUCGCGACCUCUUUUCCGCGGCGGCUGACCUGACGGGUUUCUCCCCUGCCGGAGGUCUGAGAAUCACCAAUGGCGUCCACAAGGCGGUCAUCGAAGUGAACGAAGAAGGCGCAGAAGCAGCGGCCGCCACAGCCAUAGUGUCCGGAAGGUCGUCGAUUUUACCGGACAUCAAACAUUUCACUUGCAAUCGUCCGUUUUUCUACUUCAUUCGCGACAACUCGAGUGAAAACAUCCUCUUCAUGGGAAUUUAUAGGAAGCCCUAGAUAUGUCUUGCAUCUUUGCAAUUGAAAAAUGGAGAUGUUAAUCUGGUUUUGGUUGCUCUUUUUAGGGAGUGAUGGAUUCCAGAAUGAAACACCUGGCAAGAAAA